Messenger RNA from Penicillium oxalicum, 1377 nucleotides. RefSeq lists its product as uncharacterized. The transcript has a single exon. The coding region runs from base 1 to 1377 and encodes 458 amino acids. The record is from RefSeq and is a predicted model, not a curated record. NCBI's taxonomy places the organism in Eukaryota, Fungi, Ascomycota, Eurotiomycetes, Eurotiales, Aspergillaceae.
AUGGAUCCCGCGGAGCUUUUUGGGACAGGUAAUCUCCCCGACUCAGAGCCAUCACUACCGGAGAUCAAGCAGGAUGCCAGUCCCCUCUUCACCGUUCUACCAGCAGAGGUUCGCAAUCGCAUCUACACCUUUUCUCUCGAAUAUUCGGGGGUCCUGCCGUGGUCCGACACAAAGGCAUCAGGUGCGAGCUACGACGGUGACCAGAGCACAAGCACAAGCGCGCCGUAUCGGGGCAACGCUUUCUACUUUCGACCCGGUUACAAUCAACCAAAGCGCAUCCUGACGUCUCUCCUUCAAACAUGCCAGGCAAUCUACAAUGAAGCCUCCCUGCUCCCGCCCGCGGUCAGUGAACACACCUUCUGGUUCUACCGUGGCCCGCCACAUGUCAAAGAUGCUUCGUCUCCGCUGAGGUAUUUCGCCAAAAUGACUCCCAAGCAGCGAGCUCAAGUGCAGCACCUGCAUUUCUUCACUCAGCAAUUCUUUCUCGAGGACAAGAUCUGGUCCACCGUUUGGAACGGAAUCGAGAUCGUCCGUCGAGACAAGGACAAAGCUCAGGAAGCAGGCGCCGCCGAUGGCUCUGGUCAUGAAUCAAAGACUACCACGUCUCCCACUUCUCCUAGCCCUCCCACAUCUUCGUCUUCUUCACCUCAAUUUUCAACGUCGGAUCUCUCCUUCUCGAUCGCCGUGCCAAAAGCCCGACGAACGGAAACGAUCAAGAUCUCCCCUCGGACCCUCACAAUCACCCUCCGCCACACGGACUGGUGGUUCUGGGAGAACGACCAACCUCUCGGCAUAGACCCCUUCCGCGUUGGCCGUACCAUCUUUUCCCGACCCCCAUCCCCACCGGCCGAAAUGUCACCAGACUCACGGCCUUCAUUUCCCAUGAAGAGGCCGUGGGGUGAGCAAUUUGUCACCAUGCCUAGCUUGGAAGAACUCACCAUCGAGUUCGAAACGGUCAUGCGCAAACGUGAUCAACUCGACGAUAUUAUCCAACGAGCCUUGCAUUGGAGGUUCCCACUUCGUCACCGCCCAUGGAAGAGCGAAAUGAUUUACCUAGUCCCAGAGCCCAGGUCUGUUCAGGCGUACACAUGGGUGGGUGCGACAGAGAGCGAAUUGAAAUGUCAGGGGACGAAGCGGUCGGCGCUAGUUCCGCAAUUUGCGCGCGUGAAUCACAGUCCAAAGAUGGGUGAGGGCACUUCUGUCGCGGCGUGGGAGGACCGCACUGUGCCCGAAAGACCGGUUUUGAGGCCGUACACGAUUGGAGAUGGGCCUCGGUCUGGGUUGCCGGAGGGAACGGAAGAGUAUUAUGUGGUUUUUGUGACCUGGAAGUGUCAAGCUGAAGAUGAGGAAGCAGCUACGCCUGCCGGGGAGACUUGA